CAGCUGACGGCGCAAAUCUCAUUCCAGCAUUCAAUUCUUACACACAAAACUCAUUCAGAUCACUCGUUUCUCUCCCUUGGAAAACGCGUCCGAUUUUCAAACAUCAAUCCAACAACUCCUCACCCUUUACUCUCUCUUCCUUCUUGUGAUUCCCUUCACGCCCCACCAUUGACUUCUCUCCUCACUUCUUAAACUCACUCAUUUUGUUUAAUAAGAUAAGAAGAAAAAGUAGAAAGGAAAAGACUUGACAAAGAAAAGUAGGGUUCAACCGAUAGCCCUCCUUGCCGGAAUCCAUUUUUCUUCUUUGAUUCUUCGAUUUCUUGAUCAAAUUUUUUUGUUGGUUUGGCCUGAUUUCAGUUUUUCGACCAUAAAUUCCAUCAGAAUUAUACUGAAAAAAAAUACUGGUAUUUUUUUCUUCUUCUUCUUCUUUUUGUUUCGGUUUCUGGAUCAGCAACCUGUUGAUCCAUCAAUGGAAUCGUUAUCUGAUGAAAUCAAGUCAAUAUCCCCAAGUUUUUCAAUCAAUAAAUGAAACCCAAAUCGUCAUUAAUCCGCAGCUCGUCCAUUUCAGAUAGCGCCGGGGGAUUGUUGUUCAGGUCGUUAUCUGCAGCAUCAUCAUCAAUGGCGGCGCCGAGGAGUGUGGUGGUUGAUGCCGGCAGUGUCGGCGUUGGUGUCGGAGGAGGGAGGGCGAGGGAUGAGGAGAAGAGUUUCGGGGAUUAUAAUGCAGCGGUUGCGGGGGAUUCGCCCACCGGGAAGAAGGGUAAAGGAGGGGAAGGGGUGAUUUUUCCGUUGUCCCGAUGGGAAGUCAUGGCAGGGUUGGGUGUAUUUCUGUUAUUUUCCGUUGGAUUGGGCUGUAUUUACCUGACAAUGCCAGCUGCUGAUUAUAGUAAGCUCAAGUUGCCUCGGACCCUCUCUGAUCUUCGCAUGCUCAAAGAUCAUCUUGGAACAUAUGCUAGUGAUUACCCAGCACGGUUCAUCCUUGGUUACUGCUCAACAUACAUCUUCAUGCAGACAUUCAUGAUUCCUGGGACUAUCUUCAUGUCGUUGCUUGCUGGAGCACUUUUUGGUGUUAUCAGGGGCCUUUUCUUGGUUGUCUUUAAUGCUACGGCUGGAGCAUCAUCCUGCUAUUUUCUGUCUAAGCUAGUUGGAAGGCCUAUUGUUAGUUGGUUUUGGCCCGAGAAAUUGAGAUUUUUCCAGGCAGAGAUAGCAAAACGCAGAGACAAGCUGCUCAAUUAUAUGCUGUUUUUAAGAGUAACUCCAACCCUGCCAAACCUUUUUAUCAACCUGGCAUCUCCCAUUGUUGAUAUACCAUUUCAUAUCUUUUUCCUGGCCACUAUGCUUGGGCUGAUUCCCGCUUCUUACAUUACUGUCAGAGCUGGCCUUGCACUUGGGGACCUAAAGUCAGUUAAAGAUUUAUAUGAUUUCAAAACUUUAUCUAUUCUUUUCCUCAUUGGAUUGGUGGCAAUAAUCCCAACCCUUUUGAAGAGGAAGCGAGUGUAUGAAUAGAGAUAUUUAUUUUCACCUAUCCUCUUUUUGAGGAAAUGAAACUGGGGAUAGGGUAUGACCUGACUGGUAUACCAUUGUAAAAUCUUGGGGAACAGAGGUGUGAGCCCUUUUUAACUCCAAUGCACCUGAAGGUUAGGAAGUGGAUUUACCUUCACUUGCAACUUGCAGUCAAUCACUGCUUGAAGCAUCAAAAGUAGUGCUCAUUUAUUUGAUUUCUGUAUACUUAUGACUCACCUGUCUGCCUGGGGAACUGUGAGGGCACCAAGCAGCUGGAAGUGUUCCAUGCUAUUCAUGGUUCAAGGGAGAUGAAAUAUAACCAAAUGCGAAAUCAUUUUUUAUUCCAACAUCAGCAGAGUCAUCUUUAGUCAUUUGUUAGGUAAAAGUAAUGUUGUAAUUUCCAUAGGUAAAAGUAAUGUUGUAAUUUCCUUUCUGGGUAAUCCGUUCCCUACGGCUGGUUCCCUAUUUUGUUACAUGUGUAUACUAUGUUAGGAUCCUAUCCGAUUUGACAUCAUACAUAUUAGAAAUAAUGAUUCCUCAAGUUUUUUUUUUUGUUA
Molecule: messenger RNA, 2057 nt
Organism: Coffea arabica (coffee)
Lineage: Eukaryota; Viridiplantae; Streptophyta; Magnoliopsida; Gentianales; Rubiaceae
Biological process (GO): autophagosome assembly
Cellular component (GO): endoplasmic reticulum
Source: RefSeq, a predicted model, not a curated record